Messenger RNA from Rhodotorula graminis WP1, 705 nucleotides. RefSeq lists its product as uncharacterized. The annotation marks the transcript as partial. The transcript has a single exon. The record is from RefSeq and is a predicted model, not a curated record. NCBI's taxonomy places the organism in Eukaryota, Fungi, Basidiomycota, Microbotryomycetes, Sporidiobolales, Sporidiobolaceae. Gene Ontology annotation, cellular component: intracellular membrane-bounded organelle. Gene Ontology annotation, molecular function: phosphatidylinositol binding.
AUGGCGACCUCUCGAGCAGCCUCUACAUCGACCACCAAACGCCCGGGCAAGACGCCGCCGUCCGCACCCGGCACGCCGGCGGUCCUCCCCCUCCUGCACCAGCGCAUCCUCUUCCCUCCCUCGUCGACCGCACGUCCUCCCCGCAUCCUGCACUCUCCCGCGCACUCGACGCUCGACCCCGUCAUCCUCGACCUGAUCGCCCUCGCGCUGCGAGCCUUCGUCACGCCGUGGUACAACGGCGGCAUCUCGCGCGACCCGGACAAGGCGUUCCUCCAGGCCGUCACGGCCGUCCUCGUGCAGGUCAUUCAGGCGCUCGAGGUCCGCCUCGCGACGGUCGACUGGGCAGAGCUCGUCGUGCGAGACGUGCCAGAGCUCGUCGCGGCGCACUACCGCGACUGGGACCUCGCGACUGAGCGGGCCGGGAGCGGCUCGGCGCACAACCUCUCGCCCGAGGAGCUCUUCCACAACCUCGAGCCGCACAUCGCCAUCUCGCUGUCGACCGCACCUCACGGCUCGUCAUCGCGAGCGUCGGUCCCGCACGUCGACAAGGUCUACCUUCGCACCCUCGUCGACCACCUCCUCAAGGCGCUCCUGCCGCCCGACGACUACCGCGCCGAGACGGAGCGCGCCAUCGUGCGCGAGAUCCUCGUCGGCGUCGUCUUUGGCGCCGUGUUCAACCGCGUCGCGCAGCCGUGGUUCCUGCAC